This is a messenger RNA of Penaeus vannamei (Pacific white shrimp), 1821 nucleotides long. Its product is annotated as fibroblast growth factor 1. Gene Ontology annotation, cellular component: cytoplasm. The record is from RefSeq and is a predicted model, not a curated record. Gene Ontology annotation, biological process: positive regulation of cell population proliferation; cell differentiation; regulation of cell migration. Gene Ontology annotation, molecular function: growth factor activity; fibroblast growth factor receptor binding. NCBI's taxonomy places the organism in Eukaryota, Metazoa, Arthropoda, Malacostraca, Decapoda, Penaeidae.
GUCCCCUUGCCCGCCUGCCCGCUUCCUCCCUCUCACCCACUCACAGCACCUCGCGUACCCUCGUCCGCUCCGUGCAACCUCGUGUAGCUACAUCACGAAGCCGCAUUUGUGGUACAUGUCUUUGUGGAAGUACUUUUUGUCCAGAGGCUGUGUACUGUAUUUUUUCUGUGUGCUCGUUGGCAUUCCAUUUCGUGGUCAGUAGUGUGUGAUUUGAGGUGAAGAGCAAGGCGGUGGAACUGAAGUGUUGUGGUGAGGACAUACUGCGGGGCGGCGAAACGUGUUGGCUUAUGUGUUAAUAAUAAAGACUUGAGUCCUCUCAUGUUUACUACAACCGCCUCAAUCUGAAAGACUGGUUUCGGUGGAACUUCUAUUUCAUUGCGCGUUCACGGUAAAAGUUUUACAACGGGAAAAUACUAUACUGAUCUUCACCAACACCAAGGCGUAUGACAUGGAAAAUAAACAGAAUGCUUUUAACAGAUCUUAAGACCUGGCCAAAUUGACAGCUGACACAAGGAAGAGCAAGAAGACAAGUGUAAAGACGAAUCGCAAGAACGAAAACGCGAGCGAGAAAAUGUCAUAAACCUUACUUUUACCUCGAUGGCAGAAAAAAGGCGAGUUCCUGCCAUGACAUCCAUUUACAAGCUGUGAACUGUGAGUCACAGAGCCAACUCCCUUUAAUUACGGUGGUGCAAGUGAAUUCCAAAACAUCGUCUCCAAAAGCAUGAGAACGAGAACCUACUAUGGAAGGAAUUGCAGUCUGGUGUCUGGAAAGCAAGAAGUAUGAUGGAAAAAACUAGACCCGAAGAAAUUGCAAAUAAUUAUCUAAAUUCGCACAUAGACGAUUUCCUUGCGGCCUCGCUGAUAUCGAUGGACCUUUCAUUAUAGUGGAUAACCUAUCCUGAUUGACCGUCAGCUUUGAUAGCCUCCUGCCUUUACUGUCCUUCAAUCACAGUGGAUAACCUCUCACCCUUGGAUAAUCAGGAAAAAAUAACUACACCCAACCAGACAUACUUGAGCACAUUUUCCCGAACCACAGCCCGUGCUCACGCUCCGCUAAGCAUCCCUCAGAAACCUCCUUCGUCGCCUCCUUCAUAAACCUCAAGGGCGCCUCCGUCAAGAAGCCAAGAUGUCCACCUGCUGCCGCUGUCUGUGCUGCAAAGAGGAGAGCUCCGACGACUCCGACUUGGAGGAGGAGGUGCCGCUGCCGCCGGGCCUCCUGCCGGUGCACAACGAGGCCAAGGCGCAGGAGACCGUGCCCAUCCACACGCCCUCCGCCAGCAGGGAGUGCCUCCUGGACCCGCCCCUUCGCGAGAGACUCCGGCAGCCGCAGCUGAGCGUGAGGAAGCAGCUCUUCUCGAUGACGGGCUGGAACCUCGCUAUUUACCCCGACAUGUCCGUCAAGGGUACCAGGGAGUUUUACAACCUUUACGCCAUCAUGGAGGUCAGGGCCGUCGGCAAGGGGGAGGUGCAGAUCCGCGGCGUCGACUCGGGGCUCUUCUUGGCCAUGUCCAGCAAAGGGAAACUCUACGGAGAGGUAACUCCUCGAAUGGCGGGAGGCGAGGAUGAAGGAUGUAGGGAGCUAGAGAGGAAUGACAAGGGUAGAAAUGGUUGUGUGUCCCGACGAGUUGAAGGAGAACACGGUGUGGGUCGAGACGCUGUCAGGUGCCUUCUACAACUAUCUGAGCAAAAAGUAUGCCCACAUGGGAUGGUACUUGGGCAUCAAGAAAAGUGGUAAGGGCAAGAAGGGUCACAAGACAGAGUACGGCCAGAGGGCAGUGCAGUUCUUGCCCAGACACCCGUACCCGAUCGGAUAACAUGAAG